Daldinia childiae is the source of this 1689-nucleotide messenger RNA. Its product is annotated as putative glucan 1,3-beta-glucosidase D. The transcript is spliced from 2 exons. The record is from RefSeq and is a predicted model, not a curated record. Gene Ontology annotation, biological process: glucan catabolic process. Lineage: Eukaryota; Fungi; Ascomycota; Sordariomycetes; Xylariales; Hypoxylaceae. Gene Ontology annotation, cellular component: extracellular region; cell surface. Bases 1 to 1689 code for a protein of 562 amino acids. Gene Ontology annotation, molecular function: beta-glucosidase activity.
AUGAGGGGCGGCGCCGCGAGUAAACAUAGCAGUUAUGAUAGCUAUGAUAGUAUCGCAAAGGAGAAAGCGGGCAUGCAAUGGAAGAUACCAGGAACCGUCAGGAAGAAGAAACGAUGGAUCAUAGCAGGCGUCGCGCUUGUGAUACUCAUCAUUAUCAUAGCGGUAGCAGUCGUCGUGAGCAAGAAGAAUCAGGCCAACGACUCUGGCUCGCAUAAGUCUAAUCUCGACGAUAUCUCACAAAAUAGCGUCCCUCCAGCUGCUCGGGGGACUUAUCUAGACCCUUUCACAUGGUAUGAGACGACAGACCUUAACGUAACAUAUACGAACGAAACAGUGGGUGACCUGCCGGUUAUGGGACUUUUCAUGGACUGGGACGACUCCAAGUCUGCCAACGACAAGGUCCCGGCUAUUGAGAAGUCCUGGGGGGACUACGCAAAAACACCAGCACGCGGUGUUAAUCUAGGUGGCUGGCUCUCGCUCGAACCCUUCAUUACGCCUUCGCUAUUUAACUACGACAGUAGAUUGGGCAUCAUUGACGAGUGGACUCUCUGCAAGCAUCUCGGUCCCAAAACAGCAGCUUCAACUCUUGAAAAGCACUACGCCACAUUUGUUACGGAGCAAACUUUCCAGGAAAUACAGGCCGCAGGUUUAGAUCACGUUCGAAUCCCCUACAGCUACUGGGCCGUGCAGACGUACGAUGAUGACCCAUAUGUAUUCCGCACUUCGUGGCGUUAUCUCCUGCGUGCGAUCGAGUGGGCGCGUAAGUACGGGCUACGAGUGAACUUGGACCUCCAUGCCUUACCAGGUAGCCAGAAUGGCUGGAACCACAGUGGAAGACAAGGUGUAGUCAAUUGGCUCAACGGCACCGACGGCAACCUAAAUUCACAGCGAUCACUCGACGUACACGAUCGUCUGACCAAGUUCUUCGCGCAGGACCGCUACAAGAACAUCAUCACGUUCUACGGCCUAGCAAACGAGCCGCGCAUGGUGUCCCUUUCCGCAGACGCCGUUAUCUCCUGGACAUCAGAGGCGUUCAACCUCGUACGCAAGAACGGAAUACAAGCCAACGUUGUGUUCGGAGAUGGCUUCAUGGGACUAGGCAACUGGCAAGGCAAGCUGCCGGGUAUGAACGGGCUGGUGCUUGACGUGCACCAGUAUGUCAUCUUCAACAACGACCAGAUCGUCUACUCACAUCAGAAGAAGGUGCAGUACGCCUGCGACGGGUGGACGCAGCAGACGCAGCAGAGCAUGGACACAUCCACCGGCUUCGGCCCCACCAUGUUCGCUGAGUGGUCGCAGGCCGACACUGACUGCGCCAAGUACCUAACAAACGUGGGCUGGGGGAACCGAUGGACGGGCACGUACGACUCGGGCAACGCGUCGACCGAGGCCCUAACGCCGAAGUGCCCAACUAAAGACACCUCGUGCAAGUGCGACGAUGCCAACGCCGAUCCGGGUUCCUACUCGGCUUCGUACAAGAAGUUCCUCAAGAUGUUCGCCGAGGCCCAAAUGACUAGCUUUGAGAAGGGCUACGGUUGGUGGUACUGGACUUGGGAUACUGAGAGCGCGCCUCAGUGGAGCUACAAGAAGGGCCUUGCUGCCGGUAUCCUGCCUGACAAGGCAUAUGAUAAGGACUUCAACUGCGAUGCAGACGUGCCAGACUUCUCGGAUCUAAGUGAGAGUUUUUGA